CAUUUUGGCACGCGCAGCUCACUAAGGAAAAGCUUCGGCGUUUAUCAGCGGCAGGGAACUGUAAACACUAGCCUCCCAGGCUACUUCUCUAUCAGUCAUAUAUGGACGGAAAUAUAAGGUUGACCUGAACCAGAUAUUGUUCUUCAGUGCAUGGACACAAAGCCAAUGCGAAGGGCCACCAGCGCACGUCAGGACGCCACUGGAAUGGACAUCACCAGCCGCUGUACCCUGGGGGACCCCAACAAGCUCCCUGAAGGGGUCCCCCAGCCAGCACGCAUGCCUUAUGUAUCAGACAAACACCCACGGCAAACGCUGGAGGUGAUUAAUCUGUUGAGAAAACACCGGGAGCUGUGUGACGUGGUGCUCGUCGUGGGUGCCAAGAAGAUUUAUGCCCACCGUGUGAUCCUCUCUGCCUGCAGCCCGUAUUUUAGGGCGAUGUUUACCGGGGAGCUGGCAGAGAGCAGGCAGACAGAAGUGGUUAUCCGGGACAUUGAUGAGAGAGCCAUGGAGCUGCUCAUUGACUUUGCCUACACCUCACAGGUGACGGUGGAGGAAGGGAACGUUCAGACGCUGCUUCCUGCUGCCUGCCUUCUCCAGCUGGCUGAGAUCCAGGAGGCCUGCUGUGAGUUCCUGAAGAGGCAGCUGGAUCCAUCCAACUGUCUGGGCAUCAGGGCCUUCGCCGACACUCACUCCUGUCGAGAACUGCUGCGAAUCGCAGACAAGUUCACACAGCACAAUUUUCAAGAGGUAAUGGAAAGUGAGGAGUUCAUGUUGCUUCCUGCCAACCAGCUGAUUGACAUCAUCUCCAGUGAUGAGCUUAAUGUGCGGAGUGAGGAGCAGGUGUUUAACGCUGUAAUGGCGUGGGUGAAAUACAGCAUCCAGGAACGCAGACCUCAGCUACCACAGGUCCUGCAGCAUGUACGUCUGCCAUUACUAAGCCCAAAGUUUUUGGUGGGAACCGUGGGAUCAGAUCCUCUCAUCAAAAGUGACGAAGAGUGCAGGGACCUGGUUGAUGAGGCCAAAAAUUACCUUUUGCUCCCACAAGAGAGGCCGCUAAUGCAAGGCCCCAGAACACGCCCUAGAAAACCUAUUCGGUGUGGAGAGGUUCUUUUUGCAGUUGGUGGCUGGUGCAGUGGAGAUGCAAUUUCCAGCGUGGAGCGCUACGAUCCACAAACUAACGAGUGGCGCAUGGUGGCGUCGAUGAGUAAACGGCGAUGUGGAGUCGGGGUCAGUGUACUCGAUGACUUGUUGUAUGCUGUGGGCGGUCAUGAUGGCUCUUCAUAUCUCAACUCUGUAGAAAGAUAUGAUCCUAAAACCAACCAAUGGAGCAGCGACGUGGCUCCAACCAGCACUUGUCGAACCAGUGUGGGUGUUGCCGUGCUCGGUGGAUUUUUGUAUGCAGUAGGAGGACAAGAUGGAGUGUCAUGUCUCAACAUUGUUGAAAGGUAUGAUCCAAAGGAAAAUAAGUGGACUCGUGUUGCCUCAAUGAGCACCAGGCGUCUUGGUGUAGCUGUUGCUGUGCUGGGAGGAUUUCUUUAUGCCGUCGGAGGAUCUGAUGGGACUUCUCCUCUUAACACAGUGGAGCGCUAUAACCCCCAAGAAAACCGCUGGCACACGGUUUCUCCAAUGGGAACCAGAAGAAAACACCUUGGAUGCGCGGUCUACCAAGACAUGAUAUACUCUGUCGGAGGGAGAGACGACACUACGGAGCUGAGCAGUGCAGAGCGAUACAACCCCAGGACCAACCAGUGGUCACCUGUUGUAGCCAUGACGUCCAGACGUAGUGGGGUGGGCUUGGCUGUAGUGAACGGUCAGCUGAUGGCAGUAGGUGGCUUUGAUGGGACAACAUAUUUAAAAACGAUAGAAGUAUAUGACCCAGAUGCUAACACGUGGAGGUUGUACGGUGGAAUGAACUACCGCCGGUUAGGUGGAGGUGUAGGCGUGAUUAAAAUGACUCACUGUGAAUCUCACAUAUGGUAGUGGCACCUCCCGUCCACGCCUCCUGUCGCACUCCUUCACUUCUCCUGACGUCUUGAUGGAUAUUUGACUCUUGUGCCUCUGAGAGAAUGUUACACAGACGGAUGAGGACAAUAGAGAACAAUGGGAGUGGGAGCAAGGAGGAAAAAAAUGGGGACAGAUUGUGAACUGAAGUUCAUCCCUAAACUUUACUGAGAAGUCAUGACGUUUAUACUUGCUGUAUUUUCUCUGAUCGACCAUUCUCAUCACUAAGGAGAUGCAGCAGGAGAGAAGUUUACAGAACAUCAUUAGGCUUCCAGUUUAAACGGAGGUGCACUGUGUUUUCAUCACCACGCCUGACGGUCUGGGAUUGAGUUAGCAUGUGUGACGGAUGGAGCACACAAUGAAUAAUACUGCUACUGGAGGAACACUAGGAGUUGGAGAAAAAACUUGGCCACCUCAACUCAUAUUUUUUUUUUUUUUUUUUACUGAGGAGCCACGAGUCUUCUGGAAACAACAGUUCCCACUGACGGCAGUGAUCUUUGCUUCAUCUUUCUUUCCUGUGGCUUUGUCCAUGUGUCUCAGCUGUGGCUGUUUACCCAUUUGGAUUUUAAAUACAAAAUGUCAUUUGACUCAACGGUUGGAUCUAAUUGGCUAGAUAGUUUAAAUGGGGCCGACUGUUACGUAGAAUGUUUUUAGAAUUAAGUUAAAGCUAUAUUGAGUGUAAUUUUUUUGGAUGAAAAGAAAUCAAAAUUGUCAGAAUUUCACUGUUAUAACUCCACUGUUAAAUCUUACAGACAACUGAUUAAAACAUAGAUGUUUUGGUCAACAUUGAGUUUGCAUCAGUAUCUCCUCCACAACUCCUCUGUAUCCCAGUUUGGGCUCUAGAUGCAAAUGUUGGACCAGUUUGAGCUGAACUGUAAUAAUGAGUAGCCAGCCUUACUGUCAGUUUAAAAUGGCUAUACCAUUCAGUGCUAGGGUCUAUGUUUUCUAACUUUAAAAAAGUGGAUCUUUUUGCCACUGAUUAAUUUAUAUUUGAUGUAGGACUGAAUGAAAACUUUGUUUAUGAAGGAUUAUAUCACCUGGUUUAGCCAUGUGCCAGUUUCUUUUAAUUGUUCUGGGUUUUUUGUGUUUUUUUGGCAAAUAUGGUUGAACUUAAGUCUAGUUUCAAACCUCACUGAGUUUAGCAAUAAGGUAAAAUGCACGCAGCAUAAGAAUUCAGCUUAAAAUAGAAAAUCAAUACAUCUCAUGUAAAUUUGGCCCUUUUUCCAGCCUAUGUGAUCUAGUUGCUAUCAUAGAUGCAGUUUUUACUUUCAAGUUCACCAUCUUCACUCUUCAUUGACAUCUGUAAUGUUCCCAAUCCUAUGUCAUCUGGCAGUUAUCUGCAUCAAAUUACUUUUAGGUCUGUGCUUGAAACUUCUACUGUAAAUGCAGUCUAAAACAUUUUUUUUUCCUGCUGUAAAAGUGACGGAUAAAGUAGCACUAAUGGUCAGUAAUCUGACUACAAGAUUUUAUGACACAGGCCCAUGUUCUGUCCCUUGUUUUCAGGAGAAGGUAGCAGUAGCACCCCUUACUGGAGGAAUGGUAUAUUACAGCACAAAGUCAAACCAUUACCCGGACCUAAACACUAAUCUCAGCUCAGUGUACAGCCAGCAUAGAUGGUGAAAUCAGCUUGGAUGUAUUUGUUGCUCUAAGAUUGUAUUUCUGUUUCAGUAUUUGUUUCUUAAACUUGAUUUAUAAAAGUUUCCAUGGCAACGAGGAGCUAUAAUAGUAAAGGUUUAAAUAAAACUUGACAUUUCAAGCCUUACAGCAUUCAUUCUAUGCCCAGGUGUACUCACCCCUUAUUAACCCUAUCUAGGAUUCCCUUUGUGUUAAACUCUCAUCUGUUAAAUAGAAGACUGAAACUGAUACUGGCUUAAUUAUUUGAAAUCAUUUUGCAACAAGGACCUAAUCUGAAUGUAUGCAUGUGACUAUUCAGCAUUUUGACUUGUUCAGGGCUUGUCUUUCAAUAAGGUGUUCCCUUAACAACAAAAAGAAAAAGUCAUUUAUGCCUUUUGAAUGCCCACUUACAUUUUAACUUCUGUAUGCUUCCUGGCAACAUUGAAAGUGGGCUGUGCAGCAUGCAAUACGUGUAUAUUUGUAGUGAUAUGCAUACUGUGCUGCCAGUUUCUUACACCAAAAUGCUGUCUGGAUAACUGGUUGGCUCACAAGAAGCUACUGUUAAAAACAACAUAACUGUUUCUGCUUUUGUCCCUGGCAAUUCAUUUACUGUUCACUUGCUUUAUUCUAUGAUAAAUGUUUAACACAGGCUAAUAAACUGCUCCAUUCUCUCUGUCUGA
Messenger RNA from Cyprinodon variegatus (sheepshead minnow), 4295 nucleotides. It is a transcript of the gene klhl20, whose product is annotated as kelch like family member 20. The transcript is spliced from 14 exons. Lineage: Eukaryota; Metazoa; Chordata; Actinopteri; Cyprinodontiformes; Cyprinodontidae. The record is from RefSeq and is a predicted model, not a curated record. Bases 151 to 1980 code for a protein of 609 amino acids. Gene Ontology annotation, molecular function: protein binding.